GUGUCUCAAAGCGAAGGCGGAAAUACGAAGGAGUUCAUUCUCUCGCUUCAGGACGACACUUCCGGGUCUGGCCCCUGUUCGAGGUGAGUCUGACAGCCACCGUCUUCCAGGACCAGAAGCCCGUUGCGCGUUGCAGUCAUGUCGGCAGCUGCUCCGGGGACCAGCAAGGCGGCCCACGGCGACGUGGCCGCGAGGAAGAAGAAGGGACCCGGGGCCCUGGCCACGGCCUACCUGGUCAUUUACAACGUUGUUAUGACAGCGGGGUGGCUGGUGAUAGCCGUGGGUCUGGUCAGAGCUUACCUGGCCAGAGGAAGCUACCACGGCCUGUACUACUCCAUAGAGAAGCCUCUGAAGUUCUUUCAGACUGGAGCUCUUCUGGAGAUACUGCACUGUGCUGUAGGAAUCGUACCGUCCUCUGUGGUCUUGACUGGAUUCCAGGUUAUGUCCCGGGUCUUCCUCACCUGGGCCGUCACACACAGCGUCAGGGAGGUGCAGAGUGAGGACAGUGUGCUGCUGUUUGUCUCAGCCUGGACUGUCACAGAGAUCAUCCGCUACUCUUUCUACACCUUCAGCCUACUCAAUCACCUGCCGUACCUCAUCAAAUGGGCAAGGUACACUUUUUUCUUUGUGCUGUAUCCCAUGGGAGUGACUGGGGAACUGCUGACUAUCUACGCAGCGCUGCCGUACGUGCAGAAGACCGGCCUGUACUCGGUCACUCUCCCCAACAAGUACAACUUCUCUUUCGACUACUACACUUUCCUCAUCCUCAUCAUGAUCUCCUACAUUCCCCUCUUCCCCCAGCUUUACUUCCACAUGAUACGACAGAGGAAGAAGGUGCUGGGCCACGUAGAAGACUACAGCAAAGUGGAGUGAGCCAAGCAGCAUUCAGACGGAUCUGAUGAAGGAAAAAGAAAUAAAACCUAGGUCCGCUUAAAGAAAUGUGAGCCAGUUUUCAAACUGCCAGAGCUGACCUGGCAGAAGAUCCAAUUAUCAAGCAACUUUAUAUAUUUUUUCCAGCUGUUGUCCGGGUUGUGUAGAUGCUCACAAAUCAAAACUGAACUGCUGUUUUAUUUUUGUUGUUCUUUUUUUUGUGAACAAACUGCAGUUGCUUUUGUGAAGUGAGGGAGCCUGCAGCUGUAAAUAAACUGUAUCUUGAUUCGGAUACAGUUGAGCUGCUGUCUGAGCACUGAGCAGAACUCUGUCACAGCAAAGCAUUGGACUGAAAGAAUGGAUAAGCUCUAAUAGAAUGGAUUACUCCUUUUAUAAAUGUCACUAUACAAAUUCCCAAUAGAUUUUUCACCUCCCCAUGGCUCAUCUUUUGGUCUCUUUUAAAGAAACAGUUGUGCUUUACUCUAAUGUAGAAAGAAUACUGAAGGCUAGUACUAAAACCAGGUUGUAGGUUUUGCAUCCACAGUGUGUUUGUUGGUGGUCCUCAUUUGUAAUUUAGUUUUGUCUUUCAUUCAUUUCACUCAAAAGUUUAAUUACAUUCCUAAGUUAGUUCAAUAAACCUUUUUCAUUCUGUGCUUGCAUGGUUUUUUAUGUGUUUUUCUUGUGCGUUAGCUGCCGUUUGCUUGGUGUUUGCUUGCAUGUAGUUUUGAUCUCUCUUAGUUGCAUUCUUAGUGGUUUUACAUCGAUCAUUUUGACUUAUGAAGCUCAAGUUUCCCAGUGAUGACUGUGAGUUGUCUUUUGAUGUUUGAUGUUUAGGUGGAUUAUACAUACAGUAUACAAGCAGCCAGUUUUUUUCCCCCAUCACUCAUCCUUUCAAGUGAGCAAACAUCCCUCUUCUCUUUAUGUGAUUGGAUUUCCUUUUUUAUCUAUUGAAAGUAACUAAUUUUUGCAUUUAUAGCUCCAAUAAAGUGAUACUUUAAAUUAGGACACACACUUUUAUUCAUGCUCCAUUAAGCUGUCUUCAGUUUUCAUCUCUUCAGUGUCUUAAGAGGUCAGUGUCUUACAAAUGUUAAAAACUUAUUACAAAAGAACAAUUAAGACAAAACUACUUAAGUUAAGGGACACUUAAUAAAAAAUGAGCAGCAAAGCAUAGAGUAGCAGCAGUGUUUUCUGAUGAAAUUAGCUUUGAUAUGUAACAAACAAAACCGCAUUGUAGCCUAAUUAUAUGCUAGAUGGUUGCAUAAAAUACUACUCCUAAGUGACAUGUCCCUGUCAAUGGGGCAGCAAUGCUUUAGAAGGAAGUGAACAGACUUUGUACUGAAUUCAAUGGGUGAGAUCGUUGUCAUGCCUUUACAAUGAGGGGAUCAUAAUAAUGUAUGUUACAGAGAGAGAGAGAACUGUGAAUCCGACUUAUUCCAUUGUUUUGUCCGUUGUUUGUUUUUAAUAGUCAGAUUUGAUGCAAAAUACAUAAUGUUCGCUCAAUGUUUUGGACAAUGUUACAUUUGUAAAUUGUAAUCCUGAAUGCUCCAUAUAUAUUUUGUUCAGCUCAGUUGCAGCUGUUCUGUCGGACAAUAACUUAACACCAGGCUGAAAAGUAUUCUUUUAUUGCCCUCUUUAUACCUAGCCAUCUCAUCUAUGAUAUUUCUGCCUCCAUCCCAGUGCAUAGUAGGGGAAUGGAAUUUAGUUGUGGUACUCACAACAUUUAAAAAUUACAUUUAAAAAGUGCAACAUCUAUUUCCUGUUACUCUGGAUCAGUCGUUUCCAGACUCCCCUUAAGGAGCCGAAAAAAUGUCAUGCAAUGCAACAGUUAAUGUUAUUAGUCACACUUGUGUUUGGCAAGUUGUAAAAAAGGCUAGUCUUCUGUGCUUUUGCCUUAGUCUUAUGUGCCUCUCCCAAGGAGUCCUGCCCCACAGUUUUGGAGCUAUUGCUCUGGAUAGUCCACCUAACAAGCUGUAGGUAGAGUUUUUAUAUGGUUUUAUUUCUUUGGAAGAUGGUAGUGCCAAUGAAACUUGUCCACAGUGAGAUGUGUGGAUUGUCCAGAGUGACUGCAAUGCUGGUUGCUGGUUGCUGUCAAAAUAUUUUAAAUUGAAUUUCAUAUAAUGCUUUGAGUGCCACAUGCAAAAUUACUUUCACAUUCAUAGGGGUGGAGGCAGAAAUCUCAGAAAUGGCUUCCAAAACCUUUGCAUGUCUACAUACUGUUCUACUAGAAGUGAGUAAGAUUUAUUUGUAAAUUAGGCGAACCAACCCUUUAAUUUAAUGUUUCCAAUCCCAGCCACUAAUAUUAUUUGUUCUUUAAAAUGUGCUUUAAGCAAUGACAACAUUACUGAUCACCACCAAAACAUGUUAUGUUGCUGAAGUUUUGCUUGCUUUUUAUGACCAUAUACCUGUCUUACACUGAAUUAUGUAGCAAAGUGAGCAGCUAUUGGCUGAAAUGUCAAACAUUUCCCCCCCGUGAAUGGUUGAGCAUGAUUUGGGAUACUUGGAAAUGUCUUGCAGGAGCAGACGAGCAGCUCAUUGUAAACCCGCAUGAAAGAGGAAAUCUGGAUGCCUGGAAUGAUAAUGUGUGUUACAACCGAACUUUAAAAAAAAAAAAAAAAAAAAAUUCAAAAGCAUGGCAUAUGUUACACCAGAACUGGUUCUACUUAAUAAAGUUUUGAUACAAA
This is a messenger RNA of Etheostoma spectabile (orangethroat darter), 3551 nucleotides long. RefSeq names its product very-long-chain (3R)-3-hydroxyacyl-CoA dehydratase 2. The coding region runs from base 139 to 873 and encodes 244 amino acids. Gene Ontology annotation, biological process: very long-chain fatty acid biosynthetic process; sphingolipid biosynthetic process; fatty acid elongation. Lineage: Eukaryota; Metazoa; Chordata; Actinopteri; Perciformes; Percidae. The record is from RefSeq and is a predicted model, not a curated record. Gene Ontology annotation, cellular component: endoplasmic reticulum membrane. Gene Ontology annotation, molecular function: 3-hydroxyacyl-CoA dehydratase activity. The transcript is spliced from 7 exons.